AUGAGCACGGACGGGCGGUGGUGCUACAUCAUGCUCUGGGUGCUGCCACGCGGGGGCCGGCCCGUGGCCGUGCCAUGGGACCUCCUCAAGGACAGGUUGCUUCAGCUCUCCCCCGUCACGCCGCCGUUCGGAUUCGACAACGCGUACCUCGCGGCGGCUGGCCUACAGGACGCUGCGCCUCCCUCACCACAGCUCUUCUUGCUGAAGCUAUACUGCUUCGACCGGAUGGGGCUCUUGCAUGGUAACACCUCCACACCAUCUCCUGCUAUUACUCUGUUCUAUGCAAACUUGCAAAGUGCUAGCUAG
Messenger RNA from Miscanthus lutarioriparius, 306 nucleotides. Lineage: Eukaryota; Viridiplantae; Streptophyta; Magnoliopsida; Poales; Poaceae. The record is from the annotation of a GenBank genome assembly.